AUGUGUAAUCGGGACAGCUCAAUUUUGUUUCAGACGCUAACCGUGCUCAAUCCCUUCCGGACUCCCGACUUCCAAGCCGUACAGGAUACUGAUCUGGCCGGACCUUUAGUGUUCUGCUUAGCGUUCGGAGGAUUCCUGCUCUUGUCGGGAAAGGUGCACUUCAGCUAUAUUUAUGGAUUUGGAGCGCUCGGCUGCCUAUUCGUGUGGACCCUUCUUAAUCUAAUGAGUACGCAAGGUGUAAAUGUCGGCACGGUUAUAACAGUUUUAGGGUAUUGUUUGCUGCCAAUGGUAAUCCUGUCUGGUGUUAAUGUGGUCUUUAAUUUACAGGGUUACGUCGGCACCAUUCUAACGGGAGUUGCCAUUUUUUGGUGCAGUUUAUCGGCUUCCAAGCUGUUUGUAAUCGCUCUACAAAUGCAGCACCAACAGCCACUCGUCCUGUAUCCUUGCGGUUUGUUGUAUGGCGUUUUUGCGCUAAUUACAAUAUUUUAAAGCACCUUAACUGGUGAAUACGUUAUAAAAGUGUAUUUUUAUAACACCGGACAAUAAAAUCAAUUAAAAGUAAUGGA
Molecule: messenger RNA, 566 nt
Organism: Photinus pyralis (common eastern firefly)
Lineage: Eukaryota; Metazoa; Arthropoda; Insecta; Coleoptera; Lampyridae
Gene: Yip1d1
Product: protein YIPF5
Exons: 4
Coding region: 1-489 (162 amino acids)
Biological process (GO): endoplasmic reticulum to Golgi vesicle-mediated transport; vesicle fusion with Golgi apparatus
Cellular component (GO): trans-Golgi network; membrane
Source: RefSeq, a predicted model, not a curated record